CUUCACUCCUCAGACGAGUGUCUUCAUUUUUUUCUGUUCCUAGGUUCCGCGUCAAAACUCUUGAAUGUCUAUUUUCCUGGUCAGACACAAUUGUCUCUGCUUGCAACACCUGGAGCUUUGGCAGGUCUACUGCCCUAAAAUUCGAGAUGCUCAUCAACGAUGACGAAUUUGCGCCACACUCUAAAUUUAUAUAAUCCCUCGCAAGUUGGAUGAUGACGUCGGCUGCGUCAUCACACGCCAUGAAUCGUCGGGGGUAUAUAAGGGAGGAGUUGGCUUUUCGAUCCCCACCAUGUCUCUACCUCCCGCUCUCAAGGACGUCAGCGCGCACCCGAAGAAAGGCAGCGUCAUCGACCCUGUCGAUAAGGUCGCUAAGGAUGUCGACGUUGACAGAAAGAUCAAGCUAUACGGUACCAUUCAAGCAUUGCGACAAGCACGGCUACCAACGAACAAGCAACUCGAUUCAUGGCUCAAUUAUGCGCUCGACCACCCGCCUGUGGAGACUUCGACGCUAUCGAAGGAUGGUCAGAAGCUCGUCGCCGACAUUCAGGAGAUUUUCAGGACCCUGCGCAAUAUGAUAGAGGAGAAGAAUGGCGACGAGCUCAUACAGAACUGGAUUUGGCAGACAAGGGAAGUGGAAAUGUCGGACAUUAGUGCAGGGAACGUUCAAGGCGUUGACAAGGAGAAGGCUAAAGAGGACGUCGAUACAGCUACGCGCCAUGUGCGCACGCUCGUCAAUCUCGUCUUAACCAACUCCGAGUUCCGAAAGCUCAUCAAGGAUUUCAGCGUCGUAGGCCGAGAUCUCGCAGCUAAAGUCAUCGCUCCCAGCGCCAAGCAACUCGAAAAUGUCGAUGAGAGCGCACCUGAGGGCCACUUUGUUCCCGACGAGGAGAGGCUGGAAACUCGGCUUCCCGGCGUGAGCGGCCAGUCUGACAUCGUUGAUCCUGGGGAAGUCCAGAGGUCUGUCGACGCUGAGACCAAUGCAAGCGAUGAAGAAGACAAAAAGGUUUCAGGUAUUAUGGGCAAAGUAAAGAAUGGUCUUUCGAACGCCAUUCCUCAGCAGUACAAGGAUCGCACGAACGAGAAGGUAUCGAACGGCAAGCAGUUUUUGAGCGAGGAAUAUUUCCCCAAGGAGAGAAGGGAGCAGUGGAUCUGGAGGGCCAAGAAGGUCGUAGUCGAGUGUCAGAAACAUCAAGAUUAUCAAGAAUCUUUAGGAUGGUUGCUGGACCGCGUUGAGGAGUAUGCAAGCCACGGACGAAACAUCGUAAACGGUGCCCAGAGUGAAGCAGGAGGGGCCUUGAAGAACACUCAGCUUCAAUCAACACUCAGUCAACUGCGUACGAUUCUGGAGCGCUUCGCCAACGGCCUGUCGAUGGAUCUCAUCAUUGACCCUUUCUACGCACUUGCCGACGAUGCUCAUCGCGAUCCAGAAUUACGUGCGUGGUUUAAAGAAGGUACACAGUGGUUGCGGAGUGUCCUCCUUAAGCCCGGAUACAUUCUCGAACGUCAGGCCGGCUUUGACGGACGCAAAUGGACUGACCGGGGCAAGGUCUUCUAUGGUACAGAUGGGAAGUAUACGGAGCACUUUGACAGGCUUUUCAAUGGCACCGGCAGUUGGCUGAAUGGUAUUGGAGACGAUCACACCAACAGGAAAUUUGCCGGUGGAUGGACUCGACUCAUGAAGGAUCUUCUCUUUGCCGAGGAUGGUUCAUUAACAUUCAAAAGUGAACUUUGGAGCGACGUUCGCAGGACAGUUCUACCGAUGCUGGUUAAGAAGGUUGGUUAUAUCCCCAUUCCGAGAAUCGAAUACAUGGACGAUUCUGUUAAUAUUGUCGUGGAGAACCUUACCCUUAGCGGUCGCAAUCUGUUCCCCAACAUCGUAUCUAUCGAGGCGCACAACUAUAUGACGUUCUCACCGUACAGUGUCAUCCAAGAAGGUACCGAGGAAAGCCGGCAUGAGAUUAAGUUCACGCUUGCUCAGAUACAGGCAGACCUACGAGACGUAGCCAUCUACUUCCAUAAGAAAAAUGGGAUACCCAAGGGGAAAGAUUCAGGGCUUGCAGAUAUUGUCUUAGGCGGACAAGGACUAACUGCUACUGUUCACCUCACGUCCUCAUCCAAAUCCGACCCAACAUCGGUCUUUACCAUCAAGAAAGUUAAUGUCAAGGUGGAUUCGCUCAAAUUUUCUCUACGCGAUUUCAAGCACGACUUCUUGUACCGGAUGAUUAAACCUAUUGUCCUUCCUAUAGUCAAGAAGGAGAUUGAGAAGGUGGUAGGGGAUGCAAUACGGACCGGUCUUGAGUACGUCGAUGGAGUGUUGGUCAAUGUUAGACAGGAGCAGGAAGCGGAUGGCAAAGGAAAGAUGGACGCGAUUCAAGAGGUUUUCAAGAAGAAGAAGGACGAGGUCAGAUCGAUGGCUAGUACGUCUACGUCUACGUCACAAUUCAAGGUUGUGGCGAACAAACGAGAUUCCAUGCUGGCGUCCGAGGGCGACCCUGCUGGAUGGGUAAACAAGGCGGCAGAACGCGAAAAGUUGGUGAUUCAGGGUGAAGGAUGGCGGAGCGACGCGUUUGAUAUUGUCCCCGUUCAUUGAUUGCCUUCGUCCGUGUUUUUUUUUGUCAUAGGCGUAUUUCUUUUCUAGUAACGAACGUGUUCUUGUAUUUUUUUUUCGUACUUGUUUUAAUGUACAUAAGCACGUUAUCAUUUUACGUCGUUGGUUUCGUGGAUUUUAUUCUAAUAUGGAGGAAAGGGACUGUAAGGGAAAGAAACGUGCAGGGG
Messenger RNA from Desarmillaria tabescens, 2775 nucleotides. RefSeq lists its product as uncharacterized. NCBI's taxonomy places the organism in Eukaryota, Fungi, Basidiomycota, Agaricomycetes, Agaricales, Physalacriaceae. Gene Ontology annotation, molecular function: lipid binding. The transcript is spliced from 11 exons. The record is from RefSeq and is a predicted model, not a curated record. Bases 290 to 2590 code for a protein of 766 amino acids.